Molecule: messenger RNA, 1587 nt
Organism: Cheilinus undulatus (humphead wrasse)
Lineage: Eukaryota; Metazoa; Chordata; Actinopteri; Labriformes; Labridae
Gene: relt
Product: RELT TNF receptor
Exons: 11
Coding region: 170-1471 (433 amino acids)
Biological process (GO): apoptotic process
Molecular function (GO): protein binding
Source: RefSeq, a predicted model, not a curated record
GUGGGACCUCGCUUCAACCGGCUUUGUGGUUUUCUUUCUUACUCAGACGUUUUUUCAUCUCACCUACCAGCUCUGUCCUCUACUGAUGAUACUCGUCUCUGAACACUGAUUUCAACCCCAUUUAUUCACCAAACCGAUCAUAUGUACAUAGAAGAAUACAUUGAAGAAGAUGAAGAACCACCUUUGCUGCUCAGCUCUUGUCCUUCUCACGGUGUUUGGCUGUGGUGGGACUGCAGCCGUGCGGUGUCGGUGGGGAGAAGGAUGUGUGUGUCUGCAAUGCCCUGCUGGCCAAGGGCCUACAAAGGCUUGUGAGCAGAUCCAAAGUCCGGCAGAGGAAGUAAAGUGCCGAUCAUGCCCGCCUGAAAGCUUUUCAGACGCACUUGACUCUGAAGUUUGUCAGCCACACACCUCCUGUAAGAUCCUUGGUCGUAAAGUUUCCAACCCCGGCACUGCGACCUCUGAUGCUGUCUGUGGAGACUGUUUGCCUGGGUUUCAAACCACCUCCACAGGGGAAGUUUCCACCCAAAGCCCCUGUGUGAAAACAUCUCUGCAUGUCAGAACAAUCCGCACAGUGGGUAAAGGUCCGUCAAGCAGUGCAGGAGGGCCUGUCAAUGGCACAGUGGUGCGCAGCGCUGAGGAGAAGUCAGCAGAAUAUGCUGUGUUUGCUUUGGUGCCAAUCUUCUGUGUGAUGGGCCUGUUGGGUAUCCUCAUCUGCAAUAUACUGAAAAAGAAGGGAUACCGCUGCUCUGCUGACAAGGAGGGCGGUGAUGAAGAGACUCCAACACCACAGAAAGAAGGUAACAGUUGUCCCUACAUUUCUGACGACUUAAAUGAAGACACCAUCAGUGUGCUGGUUCGCCUCAUUACUGAGAAGAAAGAAAAUGCUGCUGCACUGGAGGAACUGCUGCUGGAGUAUGAGAGCAAAGAAAUGGCCAUGAGCAAAGGCUCGUCAAUCAAGUUCCCAAUGCUGUCCCCUCUCGCCACUUUCCGCUCCCUCCCCAGACUCUGCCCCCAUCAGUCCCACCUACACACCAUCUCUGGCCUCUCUGGCCUGGCCCCCAAACACGGCUACCGCUGCACCCGCUGCGCCCAAAGAAAAUGGCCCCCAGUUCUCAUACCUCCCCUGGAUUCCCUCAAAGAUCCUCUGAAGCCCCCUCAGACCCUCAUCCUGCCCUCCCUGGACACCUCAACCGACCAGCAGAAGAGACCGCUGCUGGGUGGGGUGUUCUUGGACACCCACCACACACAAGCUGCUGUGCCAAAUACCGUUCAGGACAACGUGGAAAAGAGUGAAGUGAAGGAGAAGAAGGAGGGAGAGCUGACUGUGAUGAACGUGGGGAGAUUUCAAGUGGCUCAGAUCCCGGAGUACAAGCCAGCCCCUGUUGAAACCAAGAGAUCCUCCCAGGAGCAACGACACUCCCUGUUUGGAGGGAAAUCCUUCACCUCCACAUUUUCUGCCAUCAGGAGAUGAACAGACAGAGAUGGCGUAAGAUAUCUCUACCUCGCUGAAGAUGACCUCAUCAUUUGCUGAUGUCUCAAAACCAGCAUGGAGAGUGUUUCUGGACGGCUGAUACUAAACUACAAGAG